Carcharodon carcharias (great white shark) is the source of this 4043-nucleotide messenger RNA. It is a transcript of the gene pgpep1, whose product is annotated as pyroglutamyl-peptidase I. Gene Ontology annotation, biological process: proteolysis. NCBI's taxonomy places the organism in Eukaryota, Metazoa, Chordata, Chondrichthyes, Lamniformes, Lamnidae. Gene Ontology annotation, cellular component: cytosol. Gene Ontology annotation, molecular function: pyroglutamyl-peptidase activity. Bases 114 to 842 code for a protein of 242 amino acids. The transcript is spliced from 6 exons. The record is from RefSeq and is a predicted model, not a curated record.
AGGAGGAGGAGGAGAGGAAAGAGAAACGGCUGCAAUCAGCUGGGGGAGAUGGAGAGGAACAGCAACAGGACUGUGGUGGUCACAGGGGAGUGCUGUCUACUGAGGCCUGGCUGAUGCCUAUCUCCUCCCAAUCUGGUAGAAACAGAGAAAGUGGACAGACUACUCACCAGCCACUGAACAUACAAUCAAUGAAAGACCCAAUGAAGUACACUGACACCACCACCUCACCUCCUCUCCUCUGGCUCAGGUUUGGCCCCUUUGGAGAACAUACUACCAAUGCAAGCUGGGUUGCUGUGCAGGAGUUGCAGAAGCUCGGGCUAGGCGAUGAAGUGGAUCUGUAUGUGUACGAGAUUCCAGUAGAAUACCAGAAGGUCCUGGAUUUGAUUCCUUCUCUCUGGAAACGUCAUAAUCCCCAGUUGUUCAUCCAUGUCGGAGUUUCGGGAAUGGCCACCACUGUGACACUGGAGAAAUGCGGGCACAACCAGGGCUAUAAAGGGCUGGAUAAUCGAUGUUACUGCCCGGACAAUCACUGCUGUGUCCAAGGAGGACCCGACUGCCUUGAGUCCAUCAUUGACAUGGAUGUUGUGUGUAACAAAAUCACUGACCCACAACUGGACGUGGUUAUUUCUGUGUCAAAGGAUGCAGGAAGAUACCUCUGUGAUUUUACCUACUAUACCUCUCUACACCUGAGCCAUGGAAAAUCAGCCUUCAUUCACGUCCCUCCUCUGGGGAAGCCAUACACGGCUGAGCAGCUGGGACGAGCUCUCCAAACCAUUAUCGGAGUAAUGUUGGGAGUGUUGGAACGUCCCAAUGCCAAGAUGAACUGCCAGAUGGGGCACUGAGCUCUUGGGAGUGGGCACUAGGGCGAGAAGAUCUGUCAUCAAAAUGAUUUUCUUCUUUCUAAACUGUUGUGGAGUGCAACCCUGAUCAUAGCUGCCAUUGUAAAAUUCACCUGUUCCGGUGUGGUAGGGGCAAUUGAGUGGGUCCGGAGCCUGCAUCUUGGUAACUGAAUUGUUUUUUGUUUGAGGGUAGGGGAAGCGCACGCACCAUAUUUAAAGCUCGGAUCCCCAAGGUGCUGAGACAGUGAGAACUCCAGAACACCUCCCUCUGGGCUAGUGUAAUGAGUGCACAUACACACUGUGAUACAUUUAAUUCUGUGUUCAAUUUUUAUAAUAUGUUUUCAAAUGAGACUUUUCUGAUUAAGUUGUUUUUAAUCUGAGCCAGGGACAGCAGCUAUAUUUUUUGAUCUUUUCGGGUUCUUUGGUAAAUCUGUCACUUUUUUUCUUUUUGUUCUCCUCCCUGUCUGUCUCGUUCACUCUGUCCUUUUGGUGUGCAUUUCUCUGUCACUUGUGCACUUGAUCUUUAUUUUGCAUGUGCUUUUUUUCUCUCUCUCACUGCUGUUGCACAUGCUGUCUUUAAAUCUCAAUGUUUCUCGCUUUUUCUUUUGCAUUCUAACACUCAUUCUCUUUCGCCUGCUCUCUUGUUAUUCCUUUUCUCUCUCUUGCUUUCUCUCUUUUGCACUCUCUCUCUUUCUCUUGCUGUCUUUAAAAAGUUCUGUUUCAGAAAUUUGAUGAUAGGUGUGUGGAGAAAAAAGACAGAUGGUCACAGAAACUCCACUUUGAACACUCUGCUGAACUUCACCCCAGAGGCUAAAAAGCCACAGCCCCUGAGGCUGAAUGCACUUAGGCACUUAGAUAUUAUCAUUACUCAAAGAGAACACAUGCUCCCAGCAUACGUAUGCAAUGUUUGCUUUGUACUUAGUCAGUUUUGACUGGAUUUUGUAUCUCUUUAGUAAGGUUUGGGCUAAACUAAUCAUAGCUUAGAUGGUUUUAACUAGGUUAAAGUAAUACAAGAAAUAUUAGUUAAUAGAAUAUUUUAGCUGUUUUGAGACCUUAAUUAUUUUGAUGGCCAUGGAUUUUAAGGCUGAGGUUGACAUCAAGCUCAUAACAAACCCUAGUUCCCUUCCCUCCCUCAUGUCCUUUACAAUUAUGCGCCCCCUCACCUGGGUCUCCCCUUGUGGCCAUAUUGGUGGGAGGUUCAGUAGGUUUAGGUUCAGUACUGUUUUGCCCUCUUUUGGCUUCCCACUAUUUCGGGAGCAGGUCUGUUCCUCAGAUUAAUCCAAGGAAAACUUUGCAAUUCACCACUUGCAGCAUGUUUGGUGAUGGGAUCUCCUAAGAGGGCAUUGCACUGCAGACCCCAUUCCCCAGGGAGCUGCAGCAUUCUGCAAGCUGUCCCCUGGUGAGCUGCCCCUUCUGAUCUUGAACAUGUCCACUAGAGUGAAUGCAUGUGUUCCACUGUGUCAAGUUUUAGGGCAAACGUGUGGUGUGAGUGAAACUGGAGAGUGCAUUUCUUCACAUAGCCUCCUCCAUCCUUGGGUUCUUCCUGAGCUUCAGUGGAACUUACUUGUGUCUAGAAAGAGAAAGACAGACCAGCCAUGAGGUAACCUUUUCUUUAAAAUAUUCUUUCACUAUCUCUACUGCAGUUCUUAUGCUAGAGGAAGCACCUGGCCCCUUAACCCCUGACGCACCAUGUCUGCAACCCACACCAACAUAGCUGAGAGCUGGAAUUCAGUGGAGGCUUGUGACUGCGAGCUGGCUUGUGCCUUGGCUGGUGCAUCCAGUGAUACUGGCCAAAUAUUUGUUUAUUAUUGUCUCCACACUGGAGUUUUCCUGUUGCUGGUUUGUGGCAUGAGGAUGUAUUUCACUUUGUAAUGAAACAAAAUAAUGAGUGACAUUAGUUUUUACCCAAAGUGCGAUAGACUUUUGGAACAACUUGUGGGGAAAGAGCAAAGUGAUAAGUGGGGGCGAGUUUUUUCAAAGAGCCAGCACAGGGUCAAUGGGCCAACCGGCCUCCUCUUCUAUACCAUUCAAUGAUUCUAUAAAGUCAUCAGGAAAAGCCAUUCAGCUGGACAUUAAAAGUGGAGGCUGGAGACAGUUUAAGUUUCUGAAGAGGGGAGUGAAGGAUAUGAUGGAAAGGAGGAUGGCUCGUUGGGUUAGUUUGAAACCCUGAUGGGUUAGUUGAUGCAUCAAUUCCUUUUCCAAUAAAUUUUCAUGGAACCUUGGAUAGAUGAGCCUUGAUAACUGGAGCUGGGAUUUUGAACCAUGGCUAUUGGAAGCAUAAUCCUGGUCUCUAAACCUAAUGUGCAGUGAAGUUGCCACACAGUCGUAGGAUUAAAAAGCCAGUUGGUCUUGUGUAGGUUUUGAUUGUAGCUGAGUGAUUUACAAGGUAAGUUUGAUGUACUAAACUUGUAAUACUAGACAAUGUAAAUACUGUGCUGUAGGAAUAUAUAUAUUGUUAAAGUGACUACAUUUAAACUUGGAAGCCUAUGUCUUGGAUUUUUGUAGUGCCUUUAAUAGAGUAAAACGUCCCAAGGUGCUUUGUGGGAGCUUUAUCAGACAAAAUGUGACAUUGAGCUGCACAAAGAGAUAUUAGCACAGGGAAAGCAGUAGGUUUUAAGGAGCAUCUUAAAGGAGGGAGAGGCAGAGUAGUUUCGGGAGGGAAUUCCAGAGUUUAAGUCUGAUGGAAUGGCUGUCAAUGGUGGGGCAUAGGAAUUUAGGGAUACACGAGGCCAGAAUUGGAAAAGUGCCCAGAUCUCUUGAGAGUUGUCUGGCUAAGGAGGUUAAAGAGAUGGGAGAAGGGUUUUAAAAUACUUUCAAAGCUGCUAGGGAGAUGGGAUUUCCCAGUUGUACACAGAAGCCUCUACCUUGGAAGUGCCAAGUGAUCUUUCCUGUUUUUUUUUAAAUCAGAUUUAAAAUGCAAGAGCUUUUUAAAAAUGAUUUUUAGUUUCAUUUAAUGAUUGUCUGUUUAUAACAACUUGUCUGUUCCAUUCUCCCUUGCCCCCCCCAGUCACCCUUGUGCUGUAGUGAGGUGCAUUCAUGUUCUGCAAAUUUCUUUAAUCUCUUGCAAACUUGGAAGCAGAAGAGAAAAAGGGAGGAAUGGAGCAUCACAUAAAGGGUUGUGAAGGCUGAUUGUUCUGUACCUGGAGAAGGAAAAAUAUUAACUCUGUAAUUUGCUUGUUUUGGAUCUUAAAUGAUUGCACUGCA